Messenger RNA from Cariama cristata (Red-legged seriema), 641 nucleotides. RefSeq lists its product as uncharacterized. NCBI's taxonomy places the organism in Eukaryota, Metazoa, Chordata, Aves, Cariamiformes, Cariamidae. The annotation marks the transcript as partial. The transcript has 5 exons. The record is from RefSeq and is a predicted model, not a curated record.
GUAUUUUCCAGUCCACGAAGAAACUGUUCCUGAGCAAGCGAGCAGGCCGGGGUGGGACGCUGGAGUUCAUCCGGAAAAACGCCGCUAAUGGGCUCUCCGUGGCCAAUCUGGUGGCAGGGCUCUCCUCUGUCCUCUGCAGCCUCAAUAGAGCCGUCGCCCGACAGCUCGACGCCUGCUCGGCGCUGGGUGCCAAACUGGACGAUUUCGCCGAUUUCACCACCUUCGGGUUGGCCACGGCUCUGCUGCUGCAGCCGCAGGGCGUCCUGGACGGGCUGCUGGCCAUCGCCUAUGUGAUGGCCGUAUUCACUCGCCUGUGCUUCUUCUCCAGUGGUAAGCUGAGCAUUUUGGGGGGCAUCNNNUGUCCCUACGCCUCCUCGCUGCUGGCGGGCACCUUCCUGCUGUCGGGGUGUAACGUCAUCCUGCUGCGCGUCACCGCCACCAUCAUGAUCCUCUUCAUGGUCGAUCAGGGUUUCUACCCCCACGACAAGGUGCUGGAGUCCCAGCUCUGGAAGAAAGUCGUUUACGCCGGAGGGGUGGUAGCUGUCCUCUUCUCGCCUGCGGCGGUCGCUUCCGUCUAUUGCCUCGCCUGGUCGAUGUCCUACAUCAUCUUCCCCUUCGCCAUCUGGAGCUGCAAAGCCUAA